Messenger RNA from Diaporthe citri, 1020 nucleotides. RefSeq lists its product as uncharacterized. The transcript is spliced from 3 exons. Bases 1 to 1020 code for a protein of 339 amino acids. The record is from RefSeq and is a predicted model, not a curated record. Lineage: Eukaryota; Fungi; Ascomycota; Sordariomycetes; Diaporthales; Diaporthaceae. Gene Ontology annotation, biological process: glucan catabolic process.
AUGCGCUCCAAGCUUCACGUUGUCGCCACUAUGCUGGCUCUGAGUCUCGACGUUUCGCCAGCGUCCGCUGCUCUUAACUUAGUACGGACCUACAGUGGCUCGAACUUCCUCGACCAAUUUUACUUCAGAGAUACAGCCUAUUUCCACAGCAUAGGCAUUGAGUCGGGUGACCCAACAGAUGGCUUCGUGGACUACCAGUCGGCGUCAGCCGCAUCGUCCAAGGGCCUGACCAAAGUCCAGUCAAACGGCCAAGUAUACAUCGGCGUGGAUUCCACCACCAAGCUGUCAACCUCAGCCCAAGGCCGAGCGUCGGUGCGCCUGGAGUCCAAGGAGACAUUUGGCACAGGGUCUCUCUUGGUGGCCGAUAUUGCGCACAUGCCAGCAAACCAGUGCGCUGUCUGGCCAGCCUUCUGGUCGUACAACUUCGGGGAGAACCCCAUGGGCGAGAUCGACAUCAUCGAGGGAGGCGGCGCCGCUGGGUUGCAGGAGAGGAAUAUCGUGUCGUUGCAUACCUGCAGUGCCUGCCAGUUCACGAAAAUUGGAGGCACAGAUGAGAGGGCGAACUGUGCACUUGGUGGGGACUGCAGUGAUGCUUCAACCAACUGGGACGGAUGCGGCUCAACAGGCAACGCCCAGUCAUACGGCGACGCCCUGAACUCCGCAGGAGGCGGCGUCUACGCCACCUACCUGCAAGACAACCGGCUGCGCAUCUGGUCGUGGCCCCGGGCCUCCGUCCCGGCGGACCUGACCAGCGGGUCCCCCAGCCCGGAGGGCUGGGGCACGCCCUCGUCGGACUUCAAGACGUCCGACGGCGGCUGCAACAUCGGCGACAACUUCCAGGCGCAGACCAUCAUCAUCAACACCGACUUUUGCGGCUCCAUGAUCGACGAGGGCACGUGGAAGGCCGUGACGUCGUGCAGUAGCCAGGCGAGUACCUGCGCCGCGUACGUGGCCGGCAACCCCGGCGCCUUUGCCGACGCGUACUGGCUGUUCAACUCUAUCAAGCUCUACCAGUCGUAG